Molecule: messenger RNA, 3991 nt
Organism: Poecilia reticulata (guppy)
Lineage: Eukaryota; Metazoa; Chordata; Actinopteri; Cyprinodontiformes; Poeciliidae
Source: RefSeq, a predicted model, not a curated record
AUCAAAUGAGUUUCUCAUCAGGCCUCUGUAGAGCUGAGCGACUGCUGGUGAAGCAAUAUAGUUUAUUUUAGUACAGUGCAAUAGCUUGGACCUCUUAUUUUCAAUUUCAUUGCAGUAAUACUGUUCCUUUUUCGUGUACAUAACAGUAAAACAUUGAUUUGAAUUGCUUGUUUAAUUAUUAUGCAAUGAAAUACAGGUCUCCGACCUUGUUUGAUGGCAAAACGUCGAGCUGCGCWGAUUGUCAGUAUAUUACGGUAGGAGGAAGAGUCAAUUUCUACGCUCCGCUGACGUCAGAGGACCCGCUGAAAUUCAAAGUUGGAGAAGGACGCUACAACACCUGACGACAAGGAGGCUGUUUUCUCAACUUAAUGCAACCUAGGUUUGACCUGAAUCGAAUUUAAGCUUUUUAGGCAUAUUCUCAGUUCAUCAUGGAAGCUGGGCAGGAAAAUCUCAGCAAUCUCACCCUAAAGAGGCCUCUGUCAGACACUGAAGACAACAAUGUCCCUGCAGCAGAUGUAAAAGAURGACUGAAGCGGCGGCGUCUGGAAGCGGCUGGACAGGAGAACCGGAGUCCUGCGCCGUCCUCAUCUGGACGACUAGCAGAGUUCCAGGCAAAACCGGACACACCAGUGAUCCCGUCGGUCCGUUCACGAGUCCAGCUGCUCACCCAGAGAAAAGACGGUAACUUCAUCUCAUACUACUGGCAUUGGCACGCUUAUGGAGAGCCUCCUGCUGGCUGCUCUUUCCCCUCYUCACGGGUUCCUGUGUCUMAAAGGACAUUUUGUUGGCCUCCCAUUCAGCCGUGGGAUGUUCCUGGAGACGUUGAGAUGAAAGAUGGAAGUGUUACUGAAAUGUUGACAUCUGUGGCUACGACACCUUCUGAAAAUAUGACGGGUGAAGGAGCGUUCGCUGCAUCUAAAGAGCUCAAACUCCGCAGCGAGGAGCAGAAGGAGAGCGUUCCUCAUGGUGAGGAAGCAGGAAAUGAGAACGAGCUCAAGMMUGCAAMUGUGAAUGCAGAAGAGCAGCCAGGKUCCCAACACCCAGAGAGCCAGACUGURUUAAAGUUUUCUUUCAGUGAUGAGCACAGCCUGUCUGACCUGCACACAGCUGAUAAGCACAGCUUCUUACAGUCAACUCUCCUAGAUGAGUCAAACACGAAGGAAACGAGCGAAGUUUCCAGAGUAACUGAGGUGGAAAGGUCUGAGGUGUUUCCUUUUGACGAAGACGAGACGAUGGAAGGUUCUACAUGUGGUGAAGAGAUUGAAACUUCGACCGAUGAGGAACUAAGGGAGUGGAGAUAUCCUGAAGGAAAUGUGUCGGCUGACGAGGAAAGAGUGUUUAGUGAGGAAAAGGAAGAAGAAAUGGAGGCAGCAAGAGAGGGAAAGGAGAAAGAAAGUGGCUUGAAAAAUAAACCUGCUGAAGUUAGAAGUACUCCAGAUCUAGAUGUCUCAGAAAAGACAGCUGGCUUUAGUGAACAACAGGAAGACGAGAAGCUUAGAGCAGAAGAGAAGAGGAGUUAUGGAGAAAACRGAGUAGAUGACUCCUUGAUAAGGAAAUCAGCUUUAAAAGUCAAAACAUUGAGAGGGAAACCAUCAGAAACCAACUUUGAAAACGAAGCUCAACUUGGUGGGAGGGAUGAAUGUCAGGGUUCAUCUGAGAUCCAGAUAUCAGACUCCCAUCAGGGGGAGAGGGCGGUUUCAGGUGGGCUGAAAGCAGAACGCUCAAAAAAAGUCACCUUUUCUGCCAACACCAAGGAGAAGAUAACUGCUCUGAAUGAAGAAGCUGGGAAGCUGCAGCUGGUGAUCAACCAGACGCUGCAGGCGCUGAGCUGCUGCACCGAYGUGGAGCACGGACGAGGCUCUCUGGAGGAGGCCGAAGCCGAGAAACUUCUGCUGGUGUCCUGUGAGAAACGGUCUGCUCUGCUGGCAGAGGUGUCCAGACUGCGGGAGGAGAGGAGCCUGCAAGCUGAAGAAGCUCCAAAGGAGGACGGGGACUACGUUUCCCAGCAUGCCUGCAGAGGAACCGUCAACAUCACCAGCAUCCAGCUGCCUCUGAAGGUCGAGUUUGUCUGCUCAUCGAACACCCGUCCAGGUCGACCGAGCCACUACUUCUUCGUCCUGAUCCGCUACGGACCGUGCAACGUCAUCGCCACCUCGCUGGCCACGGCUGCUGACGCUCAAAAUGGAGACGCCAUCUCCUUCCCGACUGCAGUCACACUAAAGGAUAUACGCUCGUCUUUUGAGAUUGAUGUUGAAGUCUACAGCCUGUGUCCCAGCUCAGGAUCCAGCAGUACCACAGACCGGACCAGCACCAAGUCCCGCGUCACGCCGAGGAAGUUUCUGAACACCCUCACACAGAAAACCAGCAACAUUUUCACAUCCCCUGCUGCUCUCAACACUCGCCGCUCCAGUAACUUUUCUCUGGUGGGUUCCCACAAGAUCACCUUGGCUUCACUGGGAUGCAGCAAAUUUCCUCUCGAUAAGAUGAAAUUUGAUGGCAAAAUCAGGAAGCUGCUGGGAGAUGAAUUUCAGGAAAAGGUUUCACUUUCUUUUUUUUUUUUUCUUUUUUUUCUCCAGACGAUGUUUGAGUUGAUCAGUGGAUUUGGGGUGUGGAAUCGGCGAUAUUUUGUUCUGGAGGAAUGCAACUUGUCCUAUUGGAGCAGCCCAAAUGACAGGGAGACCAAGGAAGCAGAAGGCAGCAUCUCUCUGUCCAGGUCUCCCAGUCAGUGCGUCAGGCCCGUUAAGAGAGAUUCAUGUGCUCGACCUUUCACCUUUGAGCUGGUGAACGCCUCUCAGCAGGAAGACCAAAACCAGGAAGCGCUGUCCAAGUGUUGGUUCUCGGCCGACACCAAGCAGGAGAGGUUGGACUGGAUGGAGAAGCUCAACCAAGCCCUGCUGGACUUUCACACGUGGAACCGUCCCCCGGCUGAGAAUCAGGCGUCCAACACGUCCAGCAUGUCCAACACGUCCCACAGYGGGACCCUGACAGAGAGCAUCCUGUAGUCCUGGAAUCAGCUUUUAGGUUUUGGUAUGAGCUGAUAUCUGGGGUUAGAUUCGAUUAGAGCUGUGGGAGACGUGAUGAAGCAUCUCAUGUUGAUUUAUUGAUGGGAGACAUGGCUAAUUCAUUUUUCUGUUUUAAUCCUAAUCUAYAAUUGUUGGGUUUCACUUUUAUUUGCAAACUYGAAUAUUUUUAGUUUCAUGUCAAAUUCUUUUCUUUCUUUYUUUUUUUAACUGGUUUUUAUUUUUUUCAGGAUUUCGUUUGGUGAGCAGCUGCUCUGUUAAUAAUUGGUCACUUUAAGUUGUCGCCUUUGCUAUCACCAAUAUUUACUUGUGUACGUGUACGGAUUCAGACUCUAUUUUUAUUGUUCAAGCUUGAAGGAUAAAUAGUCAUCAAUACACUAAUACUAAAUAAAUGUAUGACUAACGCAGGAUAGUCAUACCUGUGUUUAUCAUACGUUUAAAACAUUUAACAGUCAUUUUCUCUCUGUUAAAUAUUCGGGUUUGGCUUCAUUCAGAAGGCUGAGGGACAAAAAGCCUAUUGUUGUUUCUGGGAUUUAAUUAUGUGGAAGAGAAAUAUGCAAAACAAUUUCAUUUACCUUGAUGUGAAGGAGGAGAGUUUGGUUGCUUAGACUUUAUAUAUGACUAAUUUACAAAAUCAUACCCUUACUAUCUAAAUGGUAGAAGUUUCUUUUAGUUAUUUUUCUUUCAAAGUGAGAUUUUUUUUUUUUUUUAUGUAUAUACGGACCCUUUGAUAAUUAGCAUUGCUGGCCUCUUGUCUGACUUCAUUCCCAGCACAUUAAGUGUUGAUCAUUAUUUCAAAUACAAAGACCCUUUAGUUACUGAUAUAAACAUGUAUGUAAGGUGAGGAUAAAUGAUUUGAUCYGUUUAGUUUUCUUUCUCCUCUGUCAUGUCGUUGGUUUUCUUGUAUAUGUGUGUUUUCAGUCUGUGCAUCUAUUGGAAAGUAUAAAUAAAGUCUAAGGAUUGAAACCUGA